This is a messenger RNA of Rattus norvegicus (Norway rat), 14321 nucleotides long. NCBI's taxonomy places the organism in Eukaryota, Metazoa, Chordata, Mammalia, Rodentia, Muridae. The record is from RefSeq and is a predicted model, not a curated record.
AAUAGAUUCAGUGCCUUGAGUAUAAAAAGAAAUUAAUUUUAGUUUGCAAAGUCACUAGUCUGUAUUUUGUUAGUGCCUCAGUAAGUCUGUAGUAUUUCCACUCACUCAUGGCGUUGAUCAGGGCUGGUUCUUGUUAAUUUUUUAUUUUUCCUUGAUCUGUUUGGCUCCUAGUUUACCAAUUUUGCUUUCGGUGAACUAGCCGUUAUUUAACUGAUGUUACUGUAUUAUGACCUGCAGCACUAGUGCAGGAUGGGUGGGAACAGUUGGGUCCCGAGGACUCCCUGGCCAGUUAACCAGCUAAAAUGCCAUGUUCCAUGUUCAUGUAGAGACUCUGCCCCAAAAGCAAGAUGGAGAAGUGGUUGAGGAAGAAGCCUCAAUGUCAGUUCUCUGGCCUCCACACAUGGCCGUGUGUGCAUGCACAAACAGAACAGGAAUAAUUUAAAUUUGUAUAACUCAUUGAUUUUUUUUAUAAUAUAUAAUUCUCCAUAGACUACUUUGUAAUUAUUGCAUAUUAUCUUAGUUCUUACUGAAAUAUCAUAAUCAAGGCAGCUUAUGGGGCGGGUGUAUUUGGGUCUUGCAGACUCAGAGGGAUAGGAGUCCAUCACCUCUGAGACAGGAGCAUGGCCACUGUGGCCCUGGAGCAGCAGCUGAGAGCUCAUAUUCAGAUCCACAAACAGGAGCAGGGAUGGCAGGAAGAUUCUAAAGCAUCAAAGCCACCCUGUGAUACACCUUCUCCAAUACAACCAUAUUUCCAAAUCCUUCCCAACAGUUCCAGCUAGGACCAAGUAUGCAAGCAGAUGAGCCUCUGGGUGGGUAGGAAGAUGAGGAUCUGGGAGGGAAAAACAUGAUUAAAUGAAUAAAUGUAAUAAAUGAUUAAAUGAGAAAUGUAAUAAAAAAUUACUCUUGUACAUGCAUCUCUGAUUUUUUAUUCAUAUAUAUAUAUAUAUAUGUAUAUAUAUAUAUGAGUGUAUGCCUCGGCGUGUGUAGGUAUUGUCAGAACAGAAGAAGUCAGUGGUUUGCUGGAGUAGUUGAGAGGCACCUGACAUAGGUUCUGGCAACCAAACUCAGGUCCUCUGAAAAGAGUUACAAGUACUCAUUACUGCUGAACCAUCAGUCUAGCUCACAUUUUAGAUUUUUUUUAAGCUUUUGUUAUAUUUCCCCAAUUUUCAAUAUAUUUUUCUUUAUUUGUGGUAAUUGUUUCUUGUUCUGAAGUUUUAGUAUUAAAAUAACUUUUCAUUAGUGUUUUUACGUCGUGAUGUCUUUUCACAUAUGUGUGUGCAUAUAGAUGUACAUAUAUACACUGUAUACCUCUGUCUUCAUUUAUAGUUUUAUGUAGGCUUCAUAGUUGAUUUUAUGUUUCAAGUUUAUUCAGUCAACUACUUAAGUGUUAAGAUCACUAAUGUUUAAUAUAAUUUAUAAUAUAGAGUCAUUAAAAUAUAUAAAUUUCUCCUACUUACAAAGACUUUACUUAGGACAUCUCCACUUCAUGAUAAAACAAAAACAGUAUGUAUACAGUAGAAAUUAUACUUCAGAUUUUGAAAGCCUAUGUUAUAGUACAACACUUUAACAAGGCUAGGUGCCAACAGCUAGUAGCCAGCUACUACGGGUAGCAACUGAUAUCCUACAGUGUACUCAGUAGUUAAACUCUAUGUUUGCUGGUCUAGGUAAAUUAAAUACCUCCUCAGUUUAAUAUUUGCAGCCUAUGAGAAGUAUAUUCUGAUGUGCCUCAUCAGUCAAGAAGCAUCUGUAUGACAGAAUUGCUCUGUUUUUUAUAUGUGUUCCUUCUGUUCUUGGGACUUUUUCUGCCUUCUUUUAAGUAUUUCCAUUUUCCCUCCUCCCCUGUUUUGGUGGUGGUUGUUUGAUUUGGUUUGGCUUGGUAUUCUCUAAAAAUUCCUUUUAGCACUUGCCCUAGUGUAAGGGUCAGCCAUCUACAUCCCGUGACCCAAUCUGGCUACCUUUGUCUCAUUUCCUGUUGUUUCAAUAAAACACCUUGACUUAUGGAGGAAGGGUUUAUUGCCUCGCAGUCCAGGUGACAGUCCAUCAUUGUAGGAAAGGCAAGGCAGCAGGACCCUGCAGCAUGUGGUCACAUUGCAUCCACAGUCAAGAGCAGAAAACAAGUGAGCUACCGCUGCCUGCAGUGCCCAGCUCUUUCUGUUCACUCUUACACAAUCCAAGAUGCCCUGCCCAGGGAUGGCUGCACACACUCACACACAGCCAGCUAAUCUACACAGUCCCUUACUGAGACUCCUUUCCCAGGGGAAUCUAGAUCUUUAUCUAGUUGACAAUUAAAAUCUAACCAUCACACCGGCCUGCCACCUCCUGUAGUUCUGUUGAAGCACAGCAUUACCUUCAUUUACAUAGGUCUGUAGCAGAGGUUAGUAUAGCAGAUUCCAUAUGGCCCUCUAAGCCUGAAAUAUUAUCUGGCAUUUUAUAGACAUCUGAAUUUUUUUAAUUUUACUUGAUACGCUAUAAACAUUUUUAAGUUAGCCUAGAAUGUCUUACGUACCUCAGAACCCUAUAUUUCUGUUCUUUUUAUCUGUGCUAUUAUUGUCAUAUAUUUUGUUCCUACAUACUUUCACUUCUCAUUAUUCACUGUAGUCAGGCUGCACAAAGUUACUACAAACACCACAUUAGCAGUUGCAGACCUAUUGUGCCUAGGAGAAAUAUGGGGUUGGUUUCUAUAAGCUUUUGUUCACAGUACUUUUGUCAGCCAAGAAAUAACAUUAUUUUAUGUAUGCUUCUGCCUAAGGUUACAUUACUUGACAUGCACCAUAAAUUGUUAAUUCACCAACGUACUUCUCAAGCCCAGUAGCUCUAGAAUGCCUACCUGAAUGAUGCAGAUUUAACUCAGCAAAUCUUCAGACCCUCUGGUUCCAUGCAAAUCAAUAUAGUUAGACAAGUAAAUGAUAAUGUGAAGGGACUUUGAAAUAUUUAAAUUAUAUGUUUUAAUGGGGUUAACAUCUCACUUCCUAUUCACCAGAAAAGGAAUGCUUUUUAUACUCUGGGAAUUCAAAACUUCAACAUUUAUUUCCAGGUUAAUAAGAGAGUUGAAUCUAGAUAGAAAAUAAAAGCUAGUGACUGCUUUCUGUGUGGCAGUCUAUAAAGACCUAGAUACUUUUGUCAGUUGCCUAGGUUUCCGUUAUCUACUACUUACUGCUUCAGUUGGAUGAAUAUUUGUGGUGCUCUUACUUUGUUCAGUCACGGUGCUAGAUCCUGUGGAGGCUCCCAGAAUGGAAGGCUCUUUCCUUCCCCCUAAUCACGUUACAUAAAAGAUGAGCUCAUGUCAGGUUAGGGAUCACUGCUAUCUUGUUAGAGAAUUAGGAGAGCCUGUUUUAAACUUUGUUUUUGUGCUCAUACCACCGUCCACUAUAGUUCUUUACCUGGAGAUGUAGGUAGUGCCUUGCCAUUGUUCUCCGGUAGCUUAUAGCGUGGAUAAAGCAAGAUGCUGUUAAUGUCUGUGGCAGUUAGCAAGUAAGCAGAAACGAGUUGUUUAAACACGCGCAAACUCCUCUUUCUCUUUUGUGGUCAAAUAAAUAAAUUUUUGUGACUGUGAUUCCUAGUAGUGCUAUAAAUUUUAUGUAAGCUAGCCCAAGUUACUCAAGAAGUUCAUGGUGACCUCUUCCCCUUACUCCCAGCAGCUAGCUAGACAAACAUCUGUGGUUACUAGCAAAGAGCAGGUGACAGAAAUAUGUGAUUGCUUCUGUAAGCCAUUAUUACUUACAGAAAACAGUGAUGACUCCCAAGGCAUAUGUGUGGUCAGCAUUCCUAAGCUUCAGACACAUACUGGCUGGUUAGUUAGGACUGUGCUCAGUGCCCCACUGCUUGGAUCACCCUUCCUGUAAGUACUGGCAUCCUAGAUAGCCUGCGCCUUAGCGUUCACUGCUGAUUGCAUUCGCCCUUCAGCGUGGACAUACCUGUCAUAUAUCUUUAAGCUCUAUGAAGUCAGACAUUUUGUAGCCACAAUAAACAAACAUCCAAAUGUUUCUUAGUCAAAUACAGGAAUAAACUCCUGAAAAACAGCAUGAUGUCCUGCUUCAAAGCAUAGGUUUUUGGUCAAAUUGAAGUUCAUCUUUACCACUUAUGAGUUACGUGACCUUGGUUUCUUAUGUGAAAAGUGAGGUUGAAAAUAAUGUGUGUAUACACAUGUUUAUGUGUCCUAGAUGUGUUUAUAAAGUGCUUUGCCAAUUACCUAACACAGUAGUUACAUAGUAAAUGCUAACUUAUCAAUGUUACCUACUCAUUUGAUCGUAGUGGUCUCCAAACUCUAAAACAAAGAUAACUGGGAACCAUAACGAUACGAGGUCCUUUCUGUCCAGUCUGUAGAAUUGGUCAGUGGAGAUCUACAAGUAGCUAAAAGCUGCUACCAAGUUAGGUUCAUGUUAAUUUUGUUUUGUGCUUUAUUUAAUGUCUACAUGUCAGAAUCUUACGUUGUAUCGUGUAGAAGAUAAUUGUUUCAGUUGGGUAUGAUGUCAGUCCUAUAACCUCUGUACUCUGAAGACUGAUGCAGGAGGAUCUUGAAUUUGAGGCUAGCCUGAGCAUACAUGGGGUGGAGGAAGGACAGGGAUUUAAAAAAAAAAAAAAAGGUUUCCUUAAUGUGUGAAUUACUCGGUUUUCUAUUAGCACUUCAAGUGCUCCUUUAUUGGUGUGGAAAGUUACAGAGUUUGCUGAUAGUAUCACUUGUAUAAUUUAUUUAUGCUUUUAUUGAACUACAUGUGUAAGCUCAUGAUUUAUUAGAAAUAGUUCAGUGUAUUUCUCAGAAUGUUGGUUUGUUUGGUUAUUUUAUAUUAAUGGUAACUAUAUGUGACUUCAGAAUCUCAUAAUUUUGAGUUCAGCUGAGGUAACUAGUGGUUGAGCAGUAGCUGAGUAAAUGCUUUUUUUUUUUCAAAUUUCCAUAUACUUAGGACUAUUAUCAGAUACAAUGAAAUCAAAAUAUUCUAGUGUUGAAUUUACAUCUCCAAUGAUUAAACUACUAGGAAGGUCCUAUAGAACCAAAGGGCAUAGUAACAAUUGAAUGAGCUUAUAGAAGGCCAUGUGAUAUCAGAAGGGGACAGGAAAACUAACCCAAAGUACAUAAAUAAUUCCAUUAAGGAAAAAGGGGCCAGAUGGGGUUGGAAAGGUGGCUGAGCUAUUAAGAGCACUGGCUGCUCUUCUAGAGGGCCAGUUCAAUUUCCGCACUCAUAUGCAUGAUUCGCAGCUCACAACCAUGUAUAACUCCAGUAUCAGGGGAUCCAGUAUCCUAUUCUGAUCUCUAAGAACACCAGGUACACACAUGGCACAUAGAUGUACAUGUAGGUAAAACAUCCAUACACAUAAGAUAAAAUAGCAAUAGAGGAAAAGGGGGUAGAAAAAUGGCACAUCAGUUCAGAGUAUUUCCUGCUCUCCCGGAGAACUAGAGAUUAUUUCCCAGUAUUUCCAGCUCUAGGAAAUCGGACACCCUCCCUUGUUCUCUUCACAGACCAGCACACAUGGCAUACACUCACUCACACACACAUACACAUACACACUUAAACACUAUAUACAUGCACACACAACUCAAAUACUAUACACACACUCGUAGAUACACAUGCAACACAUAAAAUAAUAAUGAAUCAAAAAAACCUUAGAAAAAAACAGUACUUAGUGAUAAUUAUCUCAAGUAUAAUAAAAAUUUUGAACUUUAAAAGAAAUAUUGUUAGGGCUGGAGAGAUGGCUCAGUGGUUAAGAACAUUGGCUUUUUCAGAGGAGCCGUUCAAUUCCCUGUACCCACAGGGAAACUCACGACUCCCGUAGCCCCAGUUCCAAGAGAUCUGACAUCUCACAGAGAUGCAUGCAGGCAAAACACCAGUCAAUGCUCAUAAAAAAAACUGUUAAAAAUAUUUUAAAAUGUCUUUUAAAAGGUAACAUGAAUGCUUUGUCUUUAAAAGGGACAAAUAGUAUAUAAUUCUUACUUCUCAAAUUACUCUUUUUAAGUUAAAGAUCUUAUUUUUUUUUCUCCUGUCAAUGUUAGUCAGAAAUUUAUCUGGUGUUGUUCUAAAGUCGUCAAGAACAUUAAUUUCAAAAAUCUGAAAACUAGGAAGGGAGCUGCAGUAAUUGGAGUUUGAUGCUACUUAAGCAGGAAUUAGAAAAGUCUGUGAUACAUUUAUUUUAGGUAUAUGCUAUAAAGGAGUCAUGGCAAAAAAAAAAAAAAAACCAACAACAAACGUUUUAAAGGGGGUCACUUUCCCAUAAAUUGAGUUUUGAAAACCCGUUUUAACUGUGGAAGGCACUUAAUGCUGACCCCCACACAGUAAGUUCUAGAGGGAGUAAAUUAAAUGUGCAAACCUGGGUCAAAGGAAAGUCAAUGUAAAAUGGAGCUGGCUGACUGCUCUGUACCAGGAUAACUCACUUCUAGGUCAACAAACCAUAAUGUCAGCUAUAAAAAUAAUAAGACAAAAAUCUGGGUGGAAAACACAGCAAGUGUGAUAAGAUCAGCACCCUCCCCCUAUAAAGUACUCACAUGUUGGAGAGAAACACAGCGACCACACUAAACACUGGGGCAGAUGACACAAAGUGCAUUUCACAAGAUGAUUCAAUAAAUUCGUAAACAAGCACAGCAGAACAUGGUUAAAGUAGUUUUUAAAGGAGUACAGACUAAGUGGUCGACUCUCAUAGACAUACAGUGAUUCGUGGAUUGUAUGAAGCAUAGACCUGCCUAAACACUGACAACGGCUACAUCAGCAUAAGCAGCAAGAUUUUUUUUCCCCAAGAAAUAUCUCUUUAGCUAGUAGGUCACUGUUAGUUGAGUUUUGUGUAAAACUUAGAUAUGACUAAAAGUGGUCACUUUCUGAAUUUCAUCCAAUUUCAUGACACAUCCUGAGGGUGGAGUGAGGUGGAGUUUCUUUUGUUGUUCUUGUUAGCAUAAGCCAAGACUUAGCUUCCUUUUUUUGAGCUUUGAAAGUCUUCCAACAUACUACAUGGAGGUCAAUGCUAGCUUCUUCAUGUCUUUCCUGAGGAAUGCCUUAUUCUCAGUAAACAUAUAUUUGCUUUUAUACUAAAAACAAAGUCAUGCAAAUAAUGGACAUUUUCCUUAUUCUGUAUAAGAACAUGUGUGUAUAUGGUGUGCUGGGAAUUGAACCCAGGGCCUUGGCAAUGCUAAGCAUGCACACUACCACUGAGCUACCCUCGUACUCCUAGACUCCUAUUUAUUCAUAGUUUACAAAGCAAAAUGAACACAAGUGCAAUUUCUACCUUGUAUAAACCGAAGAGGGUGUGUUUGCCAGGAAGCCACAGAGAAAUAGUAGAACUGGCAGUCAAACCUUAGAAUGCCAUCUAGCAGCAGUAGAACUGGGGCUGAGGCAGGUGAAGUGUGCCAAUCAGAUCAGCUGAGUGUCCGAUUAUGAGAAAAUCAGUACUGAGAGAACAUGGCAAAACCCUGGCUCACAGUACAGCAGUGGCUCCUGCAUGGAUUCCAAAUAUUGACACUGUAUUGUCAUUGUUAUUAAUGCAAGGUUUUCUUUUUAAGAUAGGGAAGUUCAUUACCUCAGAACUUAAGAAUCAAGAGAGGGACUGGGAAUGUAGCUUUUCAUUUUAGCCUUAUCUAUUGAUAGGUAUUUUUCAAGUCGCUUAACUCCCGAUCCUGUUUUCUCUUCUGAGAGCCUAAGAUUAGAAUAUCUACCUUUAUAAAUAGUUGUGGUGAUUAAAUACAAAGUUCUUAGUGCAGCCCUGGGACAUAAUGCUCAGAAAAUACACCCAUGGCUUCAGAUUUCAAUGUAGAAAGCUCCUUGGUUCUGUAGAUCUCCUAAACCUUAGUGAGCAUCAGAGUCACUGCAUUUAGUUACAUCAUGUCAACAAAACCUUAUUUUUUAUUUCAGUUCUGAUGUGCUUAUUUAAAAUGGGAGAUUCCGCUCACAGUGUCUGGUACGCGAUGAGUACCCAGUGGAUGUUAGCUCCCUGUUUACUUGCUUUCAUAUUGGUAAGAGGCUUAAACGAUACCCUCUAAAGCUAUUGUUGCUGUUAGUUUGUUGAAGGAAAAAACUAGAGGCAAUUGGAAUGAGAAGGGAAGUUGGUAGAAAGCAGUUCAUUUGAGCUAUAAUGGCAUUUAGUAAAAUUAAAAUUCUGACUAAAGCUGUCUGCUUUUAGGUGAUUUAAAAUACUUGGCUUUAGUUUUGAUCACUUGAAUACUAGAUCUGAAGACCGAAUAUUCAGUGUACUUGAGGGGUGAUUUGGUCUGAAUGAAUGAAUCUAUUGUCUCUAUCAACAUGAAUCAAGUGUAAUUUUCAGUUCUGUCGUAGUGCCUGAGAACCCCAGCUGUGACUUUUGUUUCUAAAACUGGUUGUCAUUCUGUGUUGUUUUUUCCCAUUCUCUCUACUACAGCUGUGUUGCAGUAGCUUCGCAACAUUCUAAUCUUUUUCACACACACACACACACACACACACACACACACACAUACAUAUAUAUGUAUAUAUAUAUACACACACACACAUAUGAAUAUACACACACACAUUAUCUAGGUUAAACAGUGUCAGGCAGUUAUUACUAAAUACUUUAACUGGAGGGAAAAUUAAUUUGCUGCACAUUCAGAUUACAAUCAUAGCUGAAAGAGAAAAGGUCCAGGUGUUAAAGACAAUUCAGAACUAAUUACAAAAUAAGGGGUGAAAGUGUAUUUAAAAAAGAAAAAGGAUUUCUCUGGUUUAUGUCAGAAGUGCAAGUGUUAGCUAAAUUGAGCAACUCUGCUGGCAAGCGAUAUCCAGAGAACUGUGAACUAGAGACGUCGGUGAAAGGGAAGCGUCCAUUCAAGUGCCUGUUGAGCCAGUCCUCACUGACUCCUCUAAACUACUGAUUUUGGCCUUAAGUGAAAACAAGCAUUGGAACUCUUCCCUAUGGUUAAGCACUUUUCAGAGUUGGUGCUAAAUUAAUAUUAGUCUUGUUUCUGACAAUAGUCAACAGAAUUUUUAAUGAGUGCCAGUUAAAUAACUAAGUUCUGGGCUUUUAGGGAGUCUGAGGAAACCUGGAAAGAGAACAUCCUUAGCACGUGUUUUCUGUUAUUUAGUAUAGGUUUUAAAGACACUGUAAAGAUAUGCUUGGCCUUAAGUUUAAAAAUCAAUUUAGUAUUCCAUAUAUACUUAUGUGUGUAUCAACCUCUAACCAAAAUCGGUGUACUUCACUUACCUAUAAUGAAAACAAAAUUGUAUGUGUUAAAACUCUAAGGGUUUCUUAUUUUUAUACUACCUUUUAAAAAUGCCUAAUGACAGGUAAAUAAUUCACUCAGAUAGUAUUGAAUUCUGAAGUUGCUUGUUAACAUUCAAAUUGAUGUAUUGCCAAGUAAAAUAAAAGUUUUGCAAGCUUCGUACCUUAUCUGACACUUUACUAACAGAAGUUGGUGGCAUGAGAUUUUAUGAGACAAGGCUUCAGUGUUUAGCCGCCGUUAGUCUAGAACUGGGAAAACCUUCAUUUUGCACAAGGCAGAGGAACUACUGACAAAAAAAAAUUUCCAGAGUGUGGAUUCUUUGGCAUGUAUGAUAAAAUUCUUCUCUUUCGCCACAACAUGAACUCAGAAAACAUUUUGCAGCUGAUUACCUCAGCAGAUGAAAUACAUGAAGGGGAUCUUGUAGAAGUUGUCCUGUCAGCUUUGGCCACAGUAGAAGACUUCCAGAUCCGCCCUCAUGCUCUCUAUGUCCAUUCUUACAAAGCACCUACUUUCUGUGAUUACUGUGGUGAAAUGCUCUGGGGAUUGGUACGUCAAGGAUUAAAAUGUGAAGGCUGUGGAUUAAAUUAUCAUAAACGAUGUGCCUUCAAGAUUCCAAAUAACUGCAGUGGAGUAAGAAAGAGACGUCUGUCAAAUGUGUCUCUGCCAGGACCUGGCCUCUCAGUUCCGAGACCCCUGCAGCCUGAAUGUGUGCCCCUGCUCAGUGAAGAGUCACAUACUCACCAAGAGCCAAGUAAGAGAAUCCCGUCCUGGAGUGGUCGUCCGAUCUGGAUGGAAAAGAUGGUAAUGUGCAGGGUCAAAGUUCCACACACGUUUGCUGUCCACUCUUAUGGCCGACCCACAAUAUGUCAGUACUGCAAGCGGCUGCUCAAAGGCCUCUUUCGCCAAGGACUGCAGUGUAAAGAUUGCAAAUUCAACUGCCACAAACGCUGUGCAUCCAAAGUACCACGAGACUGCCUCGGCGAAGUUACUUUCAAUGGAGAGCCUUCCAGUGUGGGAACUGAUACAGACAUGCCGAUGGAUAUUGACAGUAAUGAUGUGAACAGUGAUGGCAGUAGGGGCUUGGAUGACUCAGAGGAGCCCUCCCCUCCCGAAGACAAAAUGUUCUUCCUCGACGCGGCCGAUCUGGAUGUGGAGCGAGAUGAGGAGCCGGUUAAGACAAUCAGUCCAUCCACAAGCAAUAAUAUCCCACUGAUGAGGGUGGUCCAGUCCAUCAAGCACACAAAGAGGAAGAGCAGCACAGUGGUGAAGGAAGGGUGGAUGGUCCACUACACCAGCAGGGACAACCUGAGAAAGAGACAUUAUUGGAGACUUGACAGCAAAUGUCUAACAUUGUUUCAGAAUGAAUCUGGAUCAAAAUAUUAUAAGGAAAUUCCACUUUCAGAAAUUCUCCGCAUAUCUUCGCCACAAGAUUUCACCAGCAUUUCACAAGGCAGUAACCCACACUGUUUUGAAAUCAUCACUGAUACUGUGGUAUACUUUGUUGGUGAGAACAAUGGGAACAGCACUCAUAACCCUGUUCUCGCUGCCACUGGAGUGGGACUCGAUGUAGCACAAAGCUGGGAAAAAGCGAUCCGCCAGGCCCUCAUGCCCGUUACUCCUCAAGCAAGUGUUUGCACUUCUCCAGGCCAGGGGAAGGACCACAAAGAUCUGGCUACCAGUAUCUCCGUGUCUAACUGUCAGAUUCAGGAGAAUGUAGACAUCAGCAGUGUUUAUCAGAUCUUUGCCGAUGAGGUGCUUGGUUCUGGCCAGUUUGGCAUUGUUUAUGGAGGAAAGCACAGAAAGACAGGAAGGGAUGUGGCUAUUAAAGUAAUCGAUAAGAUGCGAUUCCCCACAAAGCAAGAGAGUCAGCUCCGGAAUGAAGUGGCUAUUUUACAGAAUCUGCACCAUCCUGGGAUUGUAAAUCUGGAAUGUAUGUUUGAAACCCCAGAACGAGUCUUCGUAGUGAUGGAAAAGCUUCAUGGAGAUAUGUUGGAAAUGAUUCUGUCCAGUGAAAAAAGUCGACUUCCAGAACGGAUUACUAAAUUCAUGGUCACACAGAUACUUGUUGCCCUGAGGAAUCUACAUUUUAAGAAUAUCGUGCACUGUGAUUUAAAGCCCGAAAAUGUGCUGCUUGCAUCUGCAGAACCUUUUCCUCAGGUGAAGCUAUGUGACUUUGGGUUUGCCCGCAUCAUUGGUGAGAAGUCGUUCCGGAGGUCAGUGGUGGGAACUCCAGCCUACUUAGCCCCCGAGGUUCUCAGGAGCAAAGGCUACAACCGUUCCCUAGACAUGUGGUCGGUGGGAGUCAUAGUCUAUGUGAGCCUCAGUGGCACCUUCCCGUUCAAUGAAGAUGAAGAUAUAAACGACCAAAUCCAAAAUGCUGCAUUUAUGUACCCACCAAAUCCAUGGCGAGAAAUCUCCAGCGAAGCAAUUGAUUUGAUAAACAACUUGCUUCAAGUGAAGAUGAGAAAACGUUACAGCGUUGACAAGUCCCUCAGUCAUCCCUGGCUACAGGACUAUCAGACUUGGCUUGACCUCAGAGAAUUCGAAACUCGCAUUGGAGAACGUUACAUCACACAUGAAAGUGAUGAUGCUCGCUGGGAAAUACAUGCAUACACGCACAAUCUCGAAUACCCAAAACAUUUCAUUAUGGCCCCCAACCCGGAUGACAUGGAGGAAGGUCCUUAGUUGUGAGUGGGCUAAUCCUAUAAGGAAGGGUUUCAUUUCAAGACGGAUACUUUGCUGCAUGACUGUUGCUCUCUGCAGACUGUCAUUGCAAGGCGGCAGCAUCAUGAGGACAUAGAAGGACGUGCUGGCAUCAAUUCUGUAGCUCAUAACGAGUAGGUACAUGAAGGGAAACUGAGUAAGAAAUUCAAAAUGGAACUUGUUAUAAAUUUUUAUAGCAUAAGCAAUAACUGGUUCUGUAAUUUCCUAAUCCUUCACAUUAGCACAAUGUGAACUAGCACCUAAUUUAUCUCUCCUUUGCUGUUAUUAGAUCAUUUGUUUUAAAGGCCUAUGACUGUCUAGCUAUUGUUUAUAAGGUUGAUUACUCAACAGGUUUGCAGUUAAGCAGUAACCACGAGGCUAACAACAUAUGGUUUGCUGUAAGGACUUUUAGUAUUUGUCCACUGUUGGAGGCAUUGAUUCUUCCUGGACCCCUACAAACAGAACACUGCACUGCUCCCCUUGUGGUGGAUGCCUCUUUACAUACGGUCUGUGUGACAUAAGUCGUGACUCUUUCCAUGUCGUAGUAGUCACUAGAACUGAACAGUUGGUGUUACAAAUGAGUAGAACUAGCUGGUGAGCACUCGGCUGUGCCACUGAGCACGUAUAUUCUCAAUUGACACCAUCUUAAUAUGGUGUGCCAACAGUGUGUGGGCACAACUCUGCAUUUAACUAAUUUAUCCUUACCUGGAGCUGAAUAAAUUAUAGACAAAAUUACAUACUAAAGAGGAAAGCUAGUACGGGGUCAGUAAAUGUCACUACACAACAAGCAGUAUCAUUUCCUUCUUCCCUUAGCCUUUGGGUGGGAUUUGCAAAUAUCUCGUUUUUUAAAUUAGCAUUGUAUUUUUUUUUUUUUUUGGUUCUUUUUUUUCGGAGCUGGGGACCGAACCCAGGGCCUUGCGCUUCCUAGGCAAGUGCUCUACCACUGAGCUAAAUCCCCAACCCCUAGCAUUGUAUUUUUAGACGGUUUGGAGGAGUGGUUGAAGUCAGACAGGAAAGUCCAGCUUAUCGGGAGUUUACCAGUACAGCGGAUGAAGGAAGAGUAAGAACAUCCUACACUUCAGCUCCAGAGCCAGCCGUUUUGUAGUAGUUAUUAAUACAGGUUCAGUAUCCCUAUUUCCGCUGCUCUACACCGGGAGGGCUUCAGUUUCCAGAUACUGAAAUGUUUGCAGACUCUACUAGUUGAGCAUCCUGACUUACAAAUCUGAAACCCCCCAAAUUCAAAAACCUUUGAGUUCUGUGCCCUUCAGAUUUCUACAUUAGCGAUAGUCCCAUCUGUGCUUUACCCAAAGAAAAGGAUCCAGGACUAUCUGCUUGUGAGAAAUAUAGUAGCUGUUUGUUUCUUCAUUCAUCACUAGUCACCAAGAACAGUUUUUCUUAUUUCUCCCUUUCUGUGCUAAAAGCAAAAAUUUGGAAUCAGAAAACCUGAGUUUAAGUUUUAGUGUCUGUACUCUGUAGAUCUGUUUGGCUGAGCAGGUGACAGUUUGUCUGAGCACUUAGUUUCUCAGUCUGGAGAGUGGACACCAUAAAUUCCUACUGCCUCUUUCAAUGUGGCUGUGAAGAUUGGGCUGUGUGACCGCUUCUGACAAUCUGGAACGCCAGUGUCGUCACUUCCCACUGGUCCCGAGAUAGCAAAGGAAAAAGUUGGUGUGUGAACAGACUAAAACUAAGUGCCCUGGCAGGUGAGAGAGCAGCUGCAGGUAUCUUUCUGACAUGUAAAAUGUCCUUGAAGAAACACAGACAUUAGGGGUGCCUCUGUUGUAAAUGUUUAUGCUUUAAACUGUCCUCACAUUAGGCUAAGCACACUUAAAGAAGUUGAGGCACACGGUUAGCUGUUGAAGGUCACUGAGUAAAUAUGGAUUUAAACCGAGGCCUUCAUGUCCCUUCAACCGUCCCAGCCAUUGGCAAUGUACUGUAUAUCUGUAAGCAUUUCCAGAAGACUUUCCAAACUGUCUCUGUGGUUGUUUUCAUACAGCAGUUGUGAAGAGUAAUUUUAAAAAACUUGUAAGAAUGGAUUUUUCAUUUCUGCUGAGUUUGCUUGACCAGUAUGUACAAGAUGGAGCUAGUGUGUGUCACUAGCCCACUGUGGCUUUACUGUGUGUGUGGAAACUAACUGGAGUGACUGCUGGGUUGCUGUACCUCUGUAAUCAGACUUUACAAGCCAUGACAUUAAUUGCACUCUGUUUUCGUUGAAGCCCUAUGCUGUUUAAAGAGAGACUGUAAAGGCACUGUCGUAGUUGGGAGUUGAGUAAUACUCCACUGUGUAACCUGCAUAACUUUUGUCAUUGUCUUAAAGCCAAGCUGUGUUUGCAUAAAAAGUAAUUGUUUCUUAGAAACAUGUGACAAUUUUCAAAGUAGUGUAUAAUGACACUGUUUAGUACAUUUUAUAUUUUUUGUUACAUCCCACUUUUGUAAAUAUUCUUAAAACUUGAUAAUAAAAUGUAUUUCUCUAUCA